AGAUUUAUCCGAUUGCUUAGUUCACCCUUUCAGUCAUUUUUAAAUGUCGGGCAUGCGUUAACAUGUUGGACUGACUGGGACUUCGGUCGACUUUUACGGGUAGAAAACUUCUGAGCCUCAGGAUGGACGUACCUGUGCUUAUUUUGCUCAUCCACCUGACCUAUACGGAGAUUAGAGCGCUGCUGUACAGCAGGCCGGAAGUAGAGGGUAGAUGCCCCCUUGGCUAUUUUCCAUGUGGGAACAUGAGUGACUGCCUGCCACAGAGUUUGCAGUGUAACGGACACAAAGACUGUCCCAAUGAAGCCGACGAGCUGUACUGUGGGGACAACAUCGGAUGGGCGGACAUAAUAAGUGGAAGACUACAAGAUACCAGUCGUGUGUUCCUGAAUGAGUGUUUCUUGCAGGAAUAUCCAGAGAGUUGUGACUGCAUACAAACAGAUGUCAGGUGUGUGCAGGUCAACCUGCAAGAUGUUCCUCUUCUCUCUCCUAAUGUUACCUUGCUGUCACUGAAGAGCAAUAAGAUCCGAGAGUUAUCUGAUUUAGUUUUCUCCGAAUACUCUUCUCUAGAGAAACUGUAUCUGCAAAACAACAGUCUGCAGUUCAUAUCCAAACAUGCCUUCAGCGGCCUGCAGAGUUUAAAGAAGUUGUUUCUCAGUGAAAACUUGAUAUCCUCCCUGAGUCCUGGCGUGUUCAGGGAUCUCAAUCAGUUAGAGUGGCUGAUUUUGGAUGAUAACCCGCUGAGCAUCUUGUCCCAGGACAGUUUCAUCGGGCUCCAGUCUCUCGUGUACCUAUCAAUGGUGGGCACCGCGCUGCAGCAUAUUCCACACCCGAGCUUCUGUCAACACAUGCCUGCCUUGGACUGGCUGGAUCUUGAGGGAAACCAGAUCCAAACUCUCAACUACUCAAUCUUGAAGACCUGCAGCAAACUUGAAGUUCUAUUACUGAUGGACAAUAGGAUCAGAAGGGUUCCUGAAAACACUUUCCAGUCUCUGUGGAAACUGGCUGAACUGAGUCUGUCCAGCAACAGGAUCAGGGAGUUGCCGAAAAACACCUUUAAGAGCCUCUCCAAGUCCCUUCUGAAACUAAAUAUCUCCCACAAUCCCCUUCUCCACAUUCAUCCCAGCCACUUCAACCACCUGACACAUCUUCAAUCCCUGGCACUGGAGGGAAUAGAGAUCCCAGGCAUUCAGACGAGGAUGUUUCUGCCUAUGAAGAACCUCUCCCACAUCUACUUUAAAACAUUCCAGUACUGCUCCUAUGCACCUCAUGUUAGGUCCUGUAAGCCCAACACAGAUGGUAUCUCUUCCUUCGAGGACCUGCUGGCUAACGUAGUGCUGCGGGUGUCUGUCUGGGUAAUGGCCUUCAUUACCUGCUUCGGUAAUCUCUUUGUCAUCGGCAUGAGGUCACUGAUACGAGCAGAGAACAACCUGCAUGCCGCCUGCAUCAAAGUCCUCUGCUGUGCAGACUGCCUCAUGGGUGUGUACCUGUUUUUCGUUGGAGUGUUUGAUGUGAAAUUCCGGGGUCAGUACAACCGUAACGCCCUGCUCUGGAUGGAGAGCGUGGAGUGUCGGACCAUUGGAUUCCUGGCCAUGCUCUCCUCGGAGGUGUCUGUUCUCCUCCUAACCUACCUGACUCUGGAGAAGUUCCUGGUCAUUGUCUUCCCCUUCAGUAAUCUGCGCCCAGGCAAAAUUCAGACUGUGGUGGUCCUGGCCUCUAUCUGGCUGCUGGGGUUCAUUAUUGCUGCUGUGCCUCUCAUGAAUGAGGAUGUGUUUGGAAACUACUAUGGACGUAAUGGGGUUUGCUUCCCCCUGCACUCUGACAGGCAAGAAAAACCUACUGCCAAAGGAUAUUCAACAGGGAUUUUUCUGGGUCUAAACCUGGUAGCAUUCCUGGUGAUCGCCUUCUCCUACUCCAGCAUGUUCUACUCCAUCUAUAAAACGGGCAUCAAUGCCACAGACUUGAGGAGCAGACUUCACAGAGACGUGGCGGUGGCCAACAGAUUUUUCUUCAUAGUGUUCUCUGAUGCCCUCUGCUGGAUCCCCAUAUUUUUGGUGAAAGUCCUUUCACUAUUGGAGGUGGAGAUACCUGGCACCAUCUCCAGCUGGGUAGUCAUCUUCAUCCUUCCCAUCAACAGCGCUUUGAACCCCAUCCUGUACACCCUGACCACCAGCUUCUUCAGAGAGCAGGUGGAAGUCUUACUCUGUCGUUGGCAGAGAAGACACACCUUAAAAAAAGACCGCAAAAGCCUAACCUCCUCCACAAUCUUCGUGGAGACGUCACGCCCUCCUUGCUACCAGCCACCAUCCUACCUACAGCGGGUGUCCCUGACCGGUGCAGAUCCCCGCUACGCCUGAGGGAGGCAGGAACUUUCAUUGCACUCUGAAAACUACUGGUUGAGGGCCUGUUGCUGGUUAUCUUUAGGCUCCUACAUGAGUGUAGCACUGAUUUAAUGAGACUGGCUGCAACUGGAACACGAUUAACAACCAAUGAGCUGUCUCAUUAUGGUCUGACAUUCUCCACAUUUGUAAAAAUGACAACAAUUAGACACUUUCGUCAAAAGGGUUCAGCAUGUUGCUCAAAGUCACUUCCACAUGUGGGAACGUGGAGCCAGAGAUCAAACCAAGCAACCUUACGAUUUGUGGAUGUACCACCCUCUGUACCACUGCAGCUGCAGUCGCCCCCAUGCUUGCCUGCUUAUGUGGCCAUACAUUUGAUAUUGCUCCAAGUAAGGGUACACUACAGUGACGAUAAGAAUAAUAAACAAGAAGGAUGAAAGAAUAAAUACCAGCAUAUAAUGUAUCGCUGCCACCCUGAGGACAAUCACAAUAGACUAAAAAUGUCUUAAGUCAAGUAAGAAAAGUGGUUAUAGUACUUUUAUAGAAUACGUAUGUCAGAUUUUACUUUAGUGACUCCUUGUGAGAGCUGGGAGAUAUAUCUCUCUCAUCUCACACAUUCUGUUCUCUCUCAAGUGACUUACAGAUGAAGCCAACUGAGUCUCAGAUGUGAUGCUUAUCAGACGCUGAACUGAGAAAUUGGUAAAAGCAUAAAUGGUUUCAAUGUCAACAAACACAUUAGUCUUGGAUUGCAUAAAUUUAAACAUGGUUUAUGGCAAUACAAUGCUGGCAUUAUAAGAAUAAAAUUGCAAUUAAGAAUAUUGGUUUUAAUGUAAUGUCCACAAAUACUAAUAUCUGUUUGAAAUUCAAAUGUAAAUGCAAAGUCAAUUUUACAAAUCAUCAUCUAUGAAACAAUUGAUGUGUGAUCAUGCAAAAUUCCACAAAUGAUAUUUAAUUAAUUAAACAAAUCUGAAAAUAAAAUGUUCAAUGAUCAUUUUUGACACAAAUUAUGAUAUAUCUAAUAAUAGUCAGAUCUUAAUUUCAAUAAUUUGACCUUUAAUAAAAGAAAAAUACAACGUAGCAUGGAGUUUAGCAAUUGAAUUGAAUUAUGUGAAAAUGUAAUUGUGAGUUUUAUAGAAUUAACGCAGGAUUAUAAUUACAUACUAUUGUACAAGGCACUUACAAAUAUGAGAGAAACCAGUAAAUGGGAGAAAAAGAGACUUAAGCCAUCGACAAUCACUGAAUGUUGUGCAUCAGUUAUGUGUAGCAGCUAUCUUCCUGUUCCCUACUGAUUGUAAACUGAUGCCUGUUUUUGCCAUUUUUAUUUUGUUCUGAUGUAAAUGGAUGUAAUCUGAAUGUUUUCCUUGUUUGUUAUUAAAUGCUACUAAUUUUGUACGCUCCAUCUGCAUGUACAGUACGUGCGCUGAGCAGAACUAUGACCAGAAUAUGCUGCAGUAUCUUGAUGCCAUUAAAUCAUACUUUUAGUGUUCAGACCUCCGGAUUGCGUGACUGACUGCGGACUGAAUUAAAACGUCUGGUUAAAGCAUGCCACAUCACAUUUAAUUCACCAAUCCAUACAGGAGGACAUUGUUUAAGUCAGAUUUGUUGUCGCUUUGCUUGUGAGACGCCACCUGGACUUUGGUUCAUGUCUCUAUUUAUACUUUUUUAUACUGAUAGGCUAUGAUAUGCCUUUCGUUUUUUGCUGCCUUUUAACAGUUGCUUUGACAAUAAUCAACAACCAGAUAAUGGUGAAAGAGGCACUAGAAGAGGAAUGUUCUGCUGAUUUCUGUAGUGGUAUGCCAAGCAGGAGAAACCCCUCUCAUGAAAUAAAGAUUAUGCUGUGCAAGUGUGCAUAUGCUUAUUUUUGUUUUAUAACAUUUGGUACAGGAGACUUCUCAAUGUAUGUUCUGUAUGUUAUUGUGUUUCAAGUCAGGCUGGUGAAUUUUUUUGCUCUUUGACUGAAAUAAUAAAAUAAUAAAAACAGCAUUUGACCCUUUUAUGUGAUC
Molecule: messenger RNA, 4339 nt
Organism: Cottoperca gobio
Lineage: Eukaryota; Metazoa; Chordata; Actinopteri; Perciformes; Bovichtidae
Gene: rxfp2a
Product: relaxin family peptide receptor 2a
Exons: 20
Coding region: 123-2354 (743 amino acids)
Biological process (GO): activation of adenylate cyclase activity; adenylate cyclase-activating G protein-coupled receptor signaling pathway; hormone-mediated signaling pathway
Cellular component (GO): plasma membrane
Molecular function (GO): protein binding; G protein-coupled peptide receptor activity
Source: RefSeq, a predicted model, not a curated record